GCGGUGGGGGCCGGGGCUUCCGGAACCGGAGUGGUCGAGAGGAGGGGCCGAGCAGCCGGAGCGGCGCCAUGGAGGAGGGGGCGCAGCGGCAGCCUGGGGCAGGCCAUCGGCCCCUGGAGGAUGAGAAAGAGAUGAUCCGCCGGGCCAUCCAGAAGGAACUGAAGAUCAAGGAGGGUGUGGAAAACCUGCGGCGGGUGGCCACAGACCGCCGCCACCUGGGUCACGUGCAGCAGCUGCUGCGGUCCUCCAACCGCCGCCUGGAGCAGCUGCAUGGGGAGCUGCGGGAGCUUCACGCCCGAAUCCUGCUGCCCGGGCCUGGGCUGGGCCCGGCUGAGCCUGCGGCCUCAGGACCUCGGCCACUGGCCGAGCAGGCAAGGGCCCGGCACCUGGAAGCUCUACAGAGGCAGCUGCAGGUGGAGCUGAAGGUCAAGCAGGGGGCUGAGAACAUGACCCACACCUAUGCCAGCGGCACUCCCAAGGAGAGGAAGCUGCUGGCGGCCGCCCAGCAGAUGCUCCAGGACAGCCAGCUGAAGGUGGCCCUGCUGCGAAUGAAGAUCAGUAGCCUGGAGGCCAGCGGGUCACCCGAGCCAGGUCCUGAGCUGAUGGUAGAGGAGCUACGGCACCGUCUACGCAUCGAGGCUGCUGUGGCCGAGGGCGCCAAGAACGUGGUGAAACUGCUCGGUAGCCGGCGAACGCAGGACCGCAAGGUGCUGGCCGAGGCUCAGGCCCAGCUCCAGGAGUCCUGCCAGAAACUGGACCUUCUGCGGCUGGCCUUGGAGCAGCUGCUGGAGAGACUGCCUCCUGCCCACCCUCUGCGCGGCAGAGUGGCCCGGGAGCUGAGGACUGCUGCGUCUGGGAACCCACAGGCUUCAGGGACACUCGUGAAGCCCACCGCCAUGACAGGGACGCUGCAGGUCCGCCUCCUGGGCUGUGAGCAGCUGCUGAUAGCGGUGCCUGGACGUUCCCCCGCGGCCGCGCUGGCUGGGAGCCCCUCCCAAGGCUGGCUUCGGAGCAGAGCCAAGCAGCAGCGUGGUGGAGGCGAGCUAGCUAGUGAGGUGCUCGCUGUGCUGAAGGUGGACAAUCGCGUUGUGGGCCAGACGGGCUGGGGGCCUGUGGCCAAGCAGUCCUGGGACCAGACCUUUGUUAUCGCCCUGGAGCGGGCCCGGGAGCUGGAGAUUGGGGUCCACUGGCGGGACUGGAGGCAGCUGUGCGGUGUGGCCUUCCUGAGGCUGGAGGACUUCCUGGACAAUGCCUGUCACCAGCUGUCCCUCAGCCUGGUACCACAGGGACUGCUCUUCGCCCAGGUGACCUUCUGUGACCCCGUCAUUGAGAGGAGGCCCCGACUGCAGAGGCAGAAACGCAUUUUCUCAAAACGCAGAGGUCAGGACUUCCUGAGGGCUUCCCAGAUGAACCUCAGCAUGGCGGCCUGGGGGCGCCUGGUCAUGAGCCUGCUGCCCCCCUGCAGCUCCCCAAGCACCAUCAGCCCUCCGAAAACAUGCUCCCAGACCCCAGCCACACCCCAGCGGGCCACCGAUCCCGACUCGCCCAGUAACUUCCCACCCAAGAAGACGCCCUUGCGAGAAGAGAUCCAACCCCCACCCAAGCCCCCUCGCCUCUACCUGGCCCAGGAGCCAACCCCCGAAGAGAUGCCGCGCACCAAACGCCCCCACAUGGAGCCCAGGAUUCGACACAAGCCGCCUCUGCCAGCCCCGGCUACCAGGAAACCCCCCCGGCUUCAGGACUUCCGCUGCUUGGCCGUGCUGGGCCGGGGCCACUUUGGGAAGGUCCUCUUGGUCCAGUUCAAGGGGACGGGGCAAUACUAUGCCAUCAAAGCACUGAAGAAGCAGGAGGUGCUGAGCCGGGACGAGAUUGAGAGCCUGUACUGUGAGAAGCGAAUCCUCGAGGCCGUGGGCUGCACAGGGCAUCCGUUCCUGCUUCCCCUCCUCGCCUGCUUCCAGACCUCCAGCCACGCCUGCUUCGUGACCGAGUUUGCACCCGGCGGUGACCUCAUGAUGCAGAUCCAUGAGGACGUCUUCCCUGAGCCCCAGGCCCGGUUCUAUCUGGCCUGUGUGGUGCUGGGGCUGCAGUUCUUACACGAGCAGAAGAUCAUUUACAGAGACCUUAAGUUGGAUAAUCUUCUCCUGGACGCCCAGGGUUUCCUGAAGAUUGCGGACUUUGGGCUUUGUAAGGAAGGGAUUGGCUUCGGGGACCGGACAAGCACCUUCUGCGGCACCCCAGAGUUCCUGGCCCCCGAGGUGCUGACUCAGGAGGCCUACACGCGGGCUGUGGACUGGUGGGGGCUGGGCGUGCUGCUCUAUGAGAUGCUGGUGGGCGAGUGCCCGUUUCCAGGGGACACCGAGGAGGAGGUGUUUGACUGCAUCGUCAAUGCAGAAGCCCCAUACCCCCGCUUUCUGUCGGUGCAAGGCCUCGAGCUUAUUCAGAAGCUCCUCCAGAAGUGCCCCGAGAAGCGCCUGGGGGCGGGUGAGCGAGAUGCUGAGGAAAUCAAGACCCAGCCUUUCUUCAGGACCACCGACUGGCAGGCUCUGCUCGCCCGCGCCGUCCAGCCUCCUUUUGUGCCCACCCUCUGCGGCCCCACAGACCUGCGCUACUUCGAGGGGGAGUUCACGGGGCUGCCGCCUGCCCUGACCCCACCCGACCCCCGCAGCCCCCUCACCGCCCGCCAGCAGGCUGCCUUCCGGGACUUCGACUUCGUGUCUGAGAGAUUCCUGGAGCCCUGAGGCCUCCCGGCCUCUCCACCCCCUGCCCACUCCCCCACCCUGGACGGUUUGAGCCUCUGCUUUGCCCACUUGGGCACCCUGGGAUUGAUGGGCCCUUGGGGCUCAAGGUGGUGGACAUGGGCUGCUGUUGUGGGCACUGCUCAGUCACCGGGCGAGUGCUGCCCGCCCCCUUCUCCCAACCUCCUCUCCCCUGCCCGCUGUGAGACCUAGACCAGAAAGCAUGGCGCAGUGAGGAAUGGUUUUUUUUUUUUUAAUACUUGACUUGCUUUAUGGUUCAUUAAAUUUAUAAA
Molecule: messenger RNA, 3028 nt
Organism: Budorcas taxicolor (takin)
Lineage: Eukaryota; Metazoa; Chordata; Mammalia; Artiodactyla; Bovidae
Gene: PKN3
Product: protein kinase N3
Exons: 22
Coding region: 69-2738 (889 amino acids)
Biological process (GO): protein phosphorylation; signal transduction
Molecular function (GO): protein serine/threonine kinase activity; small GTPase binding; ATP binding
Source: RefSeq, a predicted model, not a curated record